Molecule: messenger RNA, 1245 nt
Organism: Adineta ricciae
Lineage: Eukaryota; Metazoa; Rotifera; Eurotatoria; Adinetida; Adinetidae
Source: the annotation of a GenBank genome assembly
AUGCUCGGACGAACAACUCUUGUCAGCAACAGCUGGAAUGGUGACUAUCACACCAUUGGCUUUGGUAACUAUGGCUAUGGUAUCUAUACACAAGAUAGUGGAAUGUAUGUCAAUCCAUGGAAUGGACAUGUUGGUGUUGAACGAGAAGUGGACUUCACUCCACUAGAUGCACUUCACUUCCAACCAUACACUGGUGUUCCUGCAUCCAUUCGUCAACACUAUAUCAUGACAAGUACAUACAUUCGAUCUGUAAGUCAGAAAGACAUGGGCAAUGAACCUAGUUUAUCUAUUAAUAUUAGCAUUAAUCAAAAGGAUUCUUAUUUUUACGGUGAUGAUUUUAUAACAGGAACAGUCGAAUUAUAUGUAAGAGAUGGGACGCUCCAAGCGAAUGAACUUGGCUUACAGUUGACUGGUGAAAUUGGUGUUUUGCUUGAAACAAGUCGAGACGAAAGUAUUGAUCCUGGACCUCAACAGAUUGAAUUUCUCAAACAAAACUAUGUUUUCUUCUAUCGGGAAUCGAAUGAAAGAAUGUUGAUAUAUAGCAAAGGCCAGUAUUCAUGGUCAUUUCGAAUUCAACUACCGAAUGAUUAUCCACCAUCAACAAUAGGACAAGCUGAAAUCUAUCCCUACGUUCGAUAUUACCUUCAAGGAUUUAUCGAUGAAACGUCCUUUGGAGUGAAUGCUCUAUCAAAACAAUGUAUUGAUAUAUUUCCACGUGUUCAUGUCUCGCGAAUCCCAAAUUGUUUUACUCCGGUACUUUUUGACACACAGAAUCCAAAGGAUAUCAUCAUCAAAGGAAACAUCGACAGAAGUGGAUAUAUUCCCGGCGAAAUUAUCCAAGGUACGAUAGAAAUUGAAAAGUAUCAACGUUUGUUAAUUAAUCAAAUCGUAAUCUCAUUGAUACAAUACCAAAGCAUUGGACAAAGCACAAGCCAAUAUUUGAUUUGUAAGAAUAUUAUAUCCGAAAUGGAAAUUCCUCACAAACCACGCAUCAUUCAGCCAUUGGAUAUGACUAUUCCUAUGAGACCCUUUCCGCCAACGUUUCAAUUUUGUUUGGAAUCCGAGAGAUUCGCUGUUGUGAGCAUCUAUUAUAAAUUAAGAAUUACAAUCAAAUGUGAUGUUCUACCGACAAACACACAAUUGGUGGUCCCUAUCAAUAUGGGAACUCAUUCAGAAUUAUCUACAUUAGACAAUCAGAAAAUAUCAAGAUCUGCUAGCCUGGAGGAUAUCUUGUUGGAAACAUAA